GUCGACAUCGUACCGUAUUUCAUUGUCACGUCGCUUCUAAAGCUGGAGGAUGCCUCUUCGUAAUUACAGAUUAGACACCUUUGAAGUUAAUAGAACUGCAUGAAUUACGACAGCUUAUUCAAUCAUUGAAUUGCUGCAUCUAGUCGUAAGAGAGAUGGAUGAGAUUGAGAAAGAGAAUGUUAGCCUUUGGCUCUGUUUACCAGAGAGUCUUGUGGUCAACAUCUUCUCAUACCUAACCUCAUCUGAACUGCAAAGAGCUGGCUGCUCCUGCCGGACAUGGCUUAGGAUCAGCCACGAUGAGCUUCUUUGGAAGAAUUUGUUGUACAGAGAGUGGAAAAUAAAUAGAGAAAUACCUCUUCCCUCUGGACAUUCUUCUUAUUACCGGGAGUUCCGGAGACUACACUAUCGAGUUCCUGCAAAAUGCAUGCAGGUAUUGACCGAUCAUAAUGAUCAGGUUCUACAUGUCAGCUUCUCUCACAAUGGAAAACUAUUUGCUUCCUGCUCCAAAGAUGGGACCAUUAAGGUUUGGAAAAGUGGUCCACCAGCCAGUCUGAAGUAUUCACACAACAUGAAGGAACAGUUCAGAUGGCAGUUCACUCAGUUUUCUCAGUUUAACAGUAGUGAUACCUUGCUGCUUGUAUCAGGGGUUCACUUUGGUCCAAACAGUACCUCAGGAGAGAUUGCUGUAUUCAAUGUAAAAGAGGACUUUGCACUUCAAGCAAGAGUGCAGAACAAACCGUAUGAUAUCUUUGGAUGUUGGCUGAACAACUCCUACCUGUUGUCAGGCAACCUCCACUACCUGGGUCAGCUAUCAUCCUGCUCUGCACUCUGGUUGAACAAAGCAACACAGGAAGUGGACUCUGAGCAGGAAUCUGUGGUGAUGAGGUUGUUCAAAUUCCUGAACAUGAAUGCCAGUACUGUCAGAGGAAUCACUGUAGCAAAUUGUAGGAACCUGGGCAAGGGGAAGGAAUUACUGUUGAAGCAGUUGAAGCUGGAAAACAGCAAAGAGGCGAAGGAGGAGGGAGAUACGGGAAAGGUGAGCGAGGAGCAGAGUACUGCUAGUAGGAUUGUCAGCUCAAGUGAAAGUGAACCUGAUGUUAAAGUUAGUAGUGCCUAUGAAAGUGAUACGGAGCUGACAGCGAGUGAACCGGAUUUGGAUCAGAGAAAACACCAUCAUCAAGACAAGGGUGAUGUUAAGGAAAGAUCUGAAGCAGAGGAUGUUGCCGGGCCAAGUAAAGCUGAAGUAGACAUGCUGGACGAUUCCUUACAGCCUGAGAUGGAAGUGAAGGAAUCAACCUCAAGUGAUUUGAAAAAGUUAUCAAGACAAAGUGCUCAUUCAACCAAACACAAAUCUGUUAGUGAAGCACACUCUAGAACUCAUCCAUUAAAACGAGAAGCAAGUGACUCAUCUGUGACCCCACCUGGGUCAUUCCGUAAAAGUUUGCGUAAAGAUGGUGAGAGACAUAAUGCUGCAAAAACAAAACAGGCAGCUUCAGCUGAGCAACCAAUUGACACAGAGACAAGUCAUAGCAGACUGUGGUAUAGGGUACGCAACGCUGAAAUGAGGCGUGGUCGGCAGAAUGUCGACGAGGACCUGAUGAAGAUUUUGAUCUAUGGGGUGGAGCCAGAGUGUCCUGAAGACAUUCAGAGACUCCCUAGACAUUCUCCAGGAAGAAACAUUGGUGGUCCAUCUACAAGUCAUGGUGAUCCGCAUAGUCUAAGAACUGAAGAAGCCACUGGUGUUAGUUCACGCUGCAGUUCUACAGACACUGUCCUAUCUAGCACAGAUACUGAUUAUACCUCAUUAACCUUUGCAGGAGAAAGUGGCAGUGGAAGUGACAUUGUACGAGCCUGGGGUAAGAAGUUUACUUUUGGCAGCACAGAGAGUUUAGAUGAUGAAUCACUAGUCAAAUUAGCCUCAAAAGCAAAACUGAGUCAAAAGACACUCGAAAGACCUUCGACAUCAACUGGAGAGCAGGAGGCAGAAUUCACGAACAACCUAUCCAGUAGUAGCCAGUCUGACUCACAGGAGAUUGCUCAGAGAUCCAAGAUCAGGCGACGCAGGACGUUGCAGAAAGAGGACAGCCAGAACAAGCACCUGAUCUUCAUGAGAGGGGCUGUUGCGUACACACCUCACCAGAUAUGUAUUAAACACAUUGACUCCCAUAUGAUGGAUACAGUCAAAGGACCAUUGGGUGUUUCCAAACAACUUGAUGAUCAAAUAAGAUUGGGUGAGGUGGCCUUAGGACCGGUCGCAGGGGAUGAGAAUCAUCAGAAUCCUAGACCUCAGUUAGAGUUUGACAAGGUGGAUCAUGUCAUAGACUUGCAUGGACAGAUCCUAGGGCUUACUUUGUCUCCAGAUCAUAGGUUUCUGUGUGUGAAUUGCCGCUCCUGGCCCAAAGACUAUCAUGUAGCAGAUGCUUUAGCCCCGCCUCCUAUAGCACAGGAAAUAGAAGUACGCAUGUAUGACCUUUAUACCUUGAUGGAGGUCAAACGGUUCCGAGGUCAUCGGGCAUUUUCUCCCAAUGAUGAAUGUAACAUUAUAUUUCUUAGUGUCAGUGAUCUCUAUGUUGCUAGUGGAGCAGAAGACAGACAGGGUUAUAUAUGGGACAGACAUUACGGCAUUCUCUUAGCUCGUCUACCUCACACAGACAUGGUUAACUGUGUUUGCUUCAAUCCAUUUGAUUCAGAGAUGCUUAUAUCGGCCAGUGAUGAUCACACUCUCAAAUUAUGGUAUUCUAAGAACAGAGUUGAACAGAUGGGUGGUCUUUGAUGUAAAGCAUUCUAUUGCUCCUGUGGAGAGGUGUUGACCAUGUAGGUUUAAGAUAUUGUUAGUAGAAAAAAUAACUAAACCGAUGCACUAAAAGUCUUAAAAUUAUUGGGCAAGAACAAUUUUUUUCUAUCCAUGAAGUCUCCAUGGAUUGGCAGUGCAGUCAGAAGCAGUGAUGUUAUUUCCUUGUGAAUCGGGUACUCGUUAGCAUGCUUGUAAAAAAAAUUAUUUUGAAUAGAGACAAAUUUCUGUAAAAUUAUUAAACACAACACUGCUUUGCCUAUUUGAUUAUUACAGAUUUGAAAUGCUAAGUAUUUUUAACAGUCACCUUUUUAUAUUUCUUGUUUUCUUCUAGCAAAUCUUUCUUAAUUUCUGAUUUGUUAGGAAACGGCUCAUUUUAAACAGAGCUUGGCAAUUUAAUUGCUUCACUAGAAAUGAUGAUCAGAUUUUAUAUUGAAAUUUGUUUUUAGAGCAGGGACAUUUUAUGAAAUGUAUCUCAAAUUACAUGUCGCUGCCAUAAGCUUUUCAAAUCAUGGGAUUUGAUUAGCUGAAAGAAAUUUGCUAUCUGCUUUAUUUUAUGAAUAUGUUUUAAAGAAAAUGUCAGACUGAUUAUUUUCAUUUUAAUGAUGAGUAGAGCUGUUCAAGUUAGAAAAUACAUGCCCCAAGCAUUAUGCCUUUUUCUGCCUUUUUACUAGACCGCUGUACUGAAGAAUAUAUUUUAUAAUGGAUUUAUUGAGGAACUGAUAUUGUAAACAGAUUUUGUAACUAGCUGAGUUUGAUGUCUGUAAUCAGUGUAAAGAAAAACACAGUCAAGAAUCAAGAUAUGUUUGACUAAAUACUGCCAUUUGAUUAGAACAUUGAGAGUGCCAGCCCCCCUGGGGGCUGGGGCCCUGUUGCAUGGAGUAAUAGUGACUUUGCCAUCCAAAUGUAAAGCUAGCAAUGCUCAACAACCAAUCAAAGUCAAGGGCUCUGUGGAAGUUACAAUUGAAUCGCAGAGUUACCAUAAUAGUGGCACUGUAUUCUUGUGGACAAUAGGUGAAAGAUCAAGUCGCCACCUUCCACUUUUCUUGCUUGACCAAUAACAUUUUCCAUGUUACAGGUGGGCGUAUUAUGUGCUCGCCCCAGCGACACUCUUGUUGGAGAUAGAAUGUGUGCCUUACACUGAAAGGGAAAGUGCAAUUAUAUUUGUAAAUUGAAUGUCUAGCUCUACCUUUUGAAAUUUCAGUUCUAUUUUUGAGGGAAGACCAUUUCUCUAAUCUGAAUCAUGAAAUUUAAUUACCUGCAGCCUUGAUUUUAUGUUAAAGAAAAUUGUUAGUAUUAAACCAUCUCCUAAUGGUUACACAUUGAUGUCAGAAUAAGAAGCAAGUUAGAUAAAUUUGUACUUAGAAAGCUUAUUGGCUUUGAUAUAAUUAUGAAACUAUUAAAUGAUGUGAAUGUGUAAUUUUUUUUCUCUAUUUCAGGGAUAUCUCUUGUGAGAUAUAAGUAGUAAUUCCUACUUUUUUCAGAUCAUAGAAAACACAAGAGCCCUUGUGUCUUAUAAAACAUUUUUUUUACUAAAACAAACAAAACAAAUUCGGAUUAUUCUUUACCAGUUUUUUCCUGUGUUUAUAGCCAAUAGCAAAAAUUGUGCUAACCCGAGUCGUCAUUUUCACCAGAUUUGUGAAGGAUAAAUGUUAUAUGCAACAGGCCCCUUUUGUGUUAUAAAUGGUCCAUUUUAGAUGAUUUUCUUACAUUUGAAGAUCAAUAUUAAGAGGCAUCUCUGCCCUUUACAGUCCAAAUCUGAAGUUUCAAAUCAGCAUAUUACUUAUUAAAGGACAAGUCCACCCCAGCAAAUAGUUUAUUUGAAUAAAAGCAGAAAAAUCCAACAAGUAUAUCUCUCAAAAUAUCAUCAAAAUUGGAUGUAAAAUAAGAAAGUUAUGAAAUUUUAAAGGUUCACUUAAUUUCACAGAACAGUUAUAUGCACAUCCUGGUCGGUAUGCAUAUGAGGGAACUGAUGACACCACUCACUCACUAUUCCUUUUGUAUUUCAUUAUAAGAAAUAUUUCUAAUUUUUGCUUCAUUGUUAUAUGCAAAAAAAAUCAUUCCUCACUGAACAUUUGGAUUACCAUCGUUUUAUUUUAUGUGGUUCAGUCAAGUUGGUCAUUUUGUCAAAUGUGUAAAAAAAUGAAAUAUUGUAUAAUUCAAACAAUAAAAAACAAAAGAAAUAGUGAGGGACAUCAUCGACUCUCUCAUUAACAUAUCAUUGAGUUGUGCAUAUAGCCGUUUUGUGAAAAAUAAGCAAAACUUUAAAAUGUCAUAACUUUUUUAAUUUUACAUCCAAUUUCAAUGAAAUUUUCAGUGUUAUGCUUGUUUGAUUUCCUCUAUUAAACAUAUGUGAUUAAGAGAUUAUAGCAAGAUCAGCUGUUGUGAUAACAUACCAGUAUCUGGCCUAAUAGUUAUAACUGAUUCAAAUAAAUUUGUUCUACUCUUCACCUAGCAUCUAGUUUCAUGAAAAAUUCAUUGGCAAAGCCAUCAUUAGUGUCUCAGAUAUCAUGAGAUUCAAUACGAGAAGACUGCUCGAAAUUUGUUACGCACCCAUUAUGAUAA
Lytechinus pictus (painted urchin) is the source of this 5356-nucleotide messenger RNA. Its product is annotated as F-box/WD repeat-containing protein 5-like. Gene Ontology annotation, biological process: protein ubiquitination. Gene Ontology annotation, cellular component: SCF ubiquitin ligase complex; Cul4-RING E3 ubiquitin ligase complex. The transcript has 7 exons. NCBI's taxonomy places the organism in Eukaryota, Metazoa, Echinodermata, Echinoidea, Temnopleuroida, Toxopneustidae. Gene Ontology annotation, molecular function: protein binding. The record is from RefSeq and is a predicted model, not a curated record. Bases 155 to 2773 code for a protein of 872 amino acids.